Messenger RNA from Meloidogyne enterolobii, 372 nucleotides. Lineage: Eukaryota; Metazoa; Nematoda; Chromadorea; Rhabditida; Meloidogynidae. The record is from the annotation of a GenBank genome assembly.
AUGAGUAUAAUAUGUCGAAUUUUUAAAGGAUCAUCAGUUUGUGUCGAUCGUCAUCGUCUCUGUGAUUUUUGGGCAUCUAUGAAAGAAUGUGAAACAAAUGCUGUUUGGAUGCUUGUAAAUUGUCCCCGUUCUUGCAAGCUAUGUAAAGGAGCUUCUGCAAAACGAGCGGAAUUAGGAAUAUUUGAGGAAUCUGACUGUACUUUUGUCUCAACACAUGAAGAUACCACAAUUCGUCGAACAAUUUCUACAUCAGAUGUUCGUGUAAGCAACAAUGCUUUUGGUUGUUCUCCUGCAUUAACUAGACCAAAUUGUAACAAAAAUCUCUGCUACCAUUUAAAAUUCCGAACUUUAGAUGGUUCGUUUAUUUAUUAA